ACUCGCCAUCCUUUCGUUGCGGAUGCUUCGGAUUCUGCACAUGUCCACUUUAUAAUAUGUUUAUGACAGACAGCGCAAAAUGUCAAGUGCGGCUCCAAAUCUGCUCCCCUUGGAACCUCUAGGCAUUAAGGAGCAUAAACUGAGCGGAACUUCCUUCAUACUCCGAGAUAUACACAAAGAGUUUAUAUACAAGGUUGUUCCAACAUAUUCCGCAACUGAAGCUAUUUUCUACUCAGUUGCAUAUCGCAUGAACACUCCCUUGGAUGGUCUCCGUGGAAACGAUAUAAAGAGGGAGGAUUUUAAAGACUUGAAUUUUCUUGUAGAUAAUGAGAUUAUCCCGUUUUUUAACGGGGUUGUACCGCUGUCACACAACAUAGAAUUAUCCGACCAACACACUUGGUAUGAAAUACAGUCCGGCAAAGUAACACAAAUAUGUAAAGCCAUAAAGCUUGAAAACCUUUUGCUUGGAUUUGAGAAACCUGCAGUUAUAGAUAUUAAACUUGGAGGGCACAAUAUAAACUAUGAUUUCAAUUACGGAAACUUGAGUGAGGAGGACCGUUUGAUGUUCAUUGAGCACUGGCGUAACCUGAAACACACGUACAGGAAAGCAAUAAUAAACCGCGAACCCAUGUCUAAGCAAACUUUUGAUAUAUCCGCUUCAGAUUUGGGUCUUCCAGAGCAGUUUGAUAGUUUGGAUCGCUAUUCUCUCCACACUUUGCUAAAGACAUGGAGACAAAAACAAGUUGCAUCGGAAACCACAGAGCUUGAGCUCGGGUUUAGAAUAUCUUCCAUCUACAUACAUGAUCCACUGUAUAAAAUUACGUCCUCUGAGGCCAAAAAGUUGAAUAGCUCUGAGGCAACGCAUAUACUCCAGAGGAUCUUUAGCGAUAGAUUAAAUUUACAAAAAUGUUUGCUUCACACCUUGAAGCUUCUCCGAGAUUGGAUCAGCAUCCAGAACUCGAUUUCAGUAGUUGCAUCCUCAAUUUUGAUAACUUUCGACCAACUGAAUGAUAACUUAUGCAAGGCAAAAUGGGUAGACUUUGCACAUGUUGACGCAGAAAAGUCGAUUGUUUUCGAAAAUCAUCAGCCAUCAAAUAUGAUGAGGGGAAUCGACAAUUUGGUCAGGAUAAUAGAAAAGGCCAAGGGUUAACCCUUAAUCUA
This is a messenger RNA of Theileria equi strain WA, 1161 nucleotides long. RefSeq lists its product as hypothetical. The record is from RefSeq and is a predicted model, not a curated record. Gene Ontology annotation, molecular function: inositol-1,4,5-trisphosphate 3-kinase activity; inositol tetrakisphosphate kinase activity. The coding region runs from base 80 to 1150 and encodes 356 amino acids. Lineage: Eukaryota; Apicomplexa; Aconoidasida; Piroplasmida; Theileriidae. The transcript is spliced from 8 exons. Gene Ontology annotation, biological process: inositol phosphate biosynthetic process. Gene Ontology annotation, cellular component: cytoplasm; nucleus.